Lotus japonicus is the source of this 1913-nucleotide messenger RNA. Its product is annotated as ruvB-like protein 1. Bases 135 to 1511 code for a protein of 458 amino acids. The transcript has 13 exons. The record is from RefSeq and is a predicted model, not a curated record. Lineage: Eukaryota; Viridiplantae; Streptophyta; Magnoliopsida; Fabales; Fabaceae. Gene Ontology annotation, molecular function: DNA helicase activity; ATP hydrolysis activity; ATP binding. Gene Ontology annotation, biological process: box C/D snoRNP assembly; chromatin remodeling; regulation of transcription by RNA polymerase II. Gene Ontology annotation, cellular component: Swr1 complex; Ino80 complex; R2TP complex.
AAGAGAACACAAAGGAAACCCCUGAGCCCUAUUUCGAAGGCUUCAGUUCGAAAAGCACACACUGAGCUCUUGCCAACUCCGGCAAACCGCCACGAGGAACCGACCGAUCGCCACCGUCUUUGUCACCGCCGAGAAUGGAGAAGAUGAAAAUAGAAGAGGUUCAGUCCAUGUCGAAGAAACAGCGUGUUGCUACCCACACUCACAUCAAAGGCCUUGGUCUUGAGGCUAGUGGAAGAGCAUUGCCAUUUGCUGCUGGGUUUGUGGGGCAAGCAGAGGCUAGAGAAGCAUGUGGCCUUGUGGUUGACAUGAUACGCCAGAAGAAGAUGGCUGGCCGUGCCCUCCUCCUUGCCGGACCGCCCGGGACUGGCAAGACUGCUUUAGCACUUGGGAUAUGUCAGGAGCUCGGAACCAAGGUUCCAUUUUGCCCAAUGGUUGGCUCAGAAGUAUACUCAUCAGAAGUAAAGAAGACAGAAGUUCUUAUGGAAAAUUUCCGACGGGCUAUUGGUCUGCGUAUUAAGGAAAACAAGGAAGUAUAUGAAGGAGAGGUAACCGAGCUCUCUCCAGAAGAAACUGAGAGUGUAACAGGCGGUUAUGGUAAAAGUAUUAGUCAUGUGAUAAUUGGGUUGAAGACAGUGAAAGGAACCAAGCAACUCAAGUUGGACCCCACCAUAUAUGAUGCUUUGAUUAAGGAAAAGGUAGCUGUUGGGGAUGUUAUAUAUAUUGAGGCAAAUAGUGGGGCUGUGAAAAGGGUAGGCCGAAGUGAUGCUUUUGCUACAGAGUUUGACCUUGAAGCAGAGGAAUAUGUUCCACUUCCUAAAGGAGAGGUUCACAAAAAGAAGGAGAUUGUUCAGGAUGUAACCCUACAUGAUCUGGAUGCUGCCAAUGCACGACCUCAAGGAGGGCAAGAUAUUCUAUCUCUUAUGGGUCAGAUGAUGAAACCCAGGAAAACAGAAAUCACUGACAAGUUGAGACAAGAAGUUAAUAAGGUUGUCAACCGAUAUAUUGAUGAAGGUGUAGCAGAGCUUGUUCCCGGAGUUCUGUUUAUUGAUGAGGUGCAUAUGCUAGAUAUGGAGUGUUUUUCCUAUCUUAAUCGUGCUUUAGAGAGCUCCCUAUCUCCAAUAGUUAUCUUUGCGACAAAUAGAGGAAUUUGCAAUGUGAGAGGGACUGAUAUGGCCAGUCCUCAUGGCAUACCUGUUGACCUGCUGGACCGGCUGGCGAUCGUUCGAACACUAAUCUAUGGUCCUGCUGAGAUGAUACAGAUUCUAGCUAUCCGUGCUCAAGUAGAGGAACUGGUUGUGGAUGAGGAAAGUUUAGCUUUCCUAGGGGAGAUUGGACAAAGGACAUCUUUAAGGCACGCGGUUCAGCUUUUAUCACCUGCCAGCAUUGUUGCAAAAAUGAAUGGCCGAGACAACAUUUGUAAGGCGGAUCUUGAUGAAGUUUGUUCACUAUAUUUGGAUGCCAAAUCAUCAGCCAAACUACUUCAAGAGCAGCAGGAAAAAUACAUCACAUGAUGUUAUUUUCGAACUGUUGCGAGCGUUGUUGUUUUGGUUUAAAGUAUAACUGGUUCAUGUCAGUUUCUUGAGUAGUUUGUUGGUUUGGAGAAUCUCACCCACCAGCAGGUUCUCGGUUUGAAACCAGCAGUACAUCGGAAAAAAAAAGUAAAACUGGUUUGCUUGUUGCUUCUCUACUUGUGUCUCCUGCAUGCAUGGCUUGGAUAAUUGGUUCGAAGGAUACAUCUGGAUAUAGCAGGAACCUGAGAUAUAGAACCUUGCUCGUUGGAUAAUAUAUGUCAUGGUUUAAGUUUGCUGUAAUUUGUUACUGAAAUCAUGAUUUUGGGAUUAUUUUGUUAUCAUAUUCUUGUUAACAGAAAGCCAAAAAGCAAAUGGAAAUUUAAUGGGGCACUGUGUUUCAUA